Kogia breviceps (pygmy sperm whale) is the source of this 1054-nucleotide messenger RNA. RefSeq names its product calcium homeostasis modulator protein 1. Gene Ontology annotation, cellular component: plasma membrane. Gene Ontology annotation, molecular function: monoatomic cation channel activity. Lineage: Eukaryota; Metazoa; Chordata; Mammalia; Artiodactyla; Physeteridae. The record is from RefSeq and is a predicted model, not a curated record.
AUGGAUAAAUUCCGCACGCUCUUCCAGCACUUCCAGUGCAGCUCCGAGCUGGUGAUGAAUGGCAUCUGCCUGCUGCUGGCCGUGGUCACAGUCAAGCUGUACUCCUCCUUCGACUUCAACUGCCCCCGCCUGGCGUGCUACAGUGCCCUCUAUGGCCUGGGCUUGCCCCCCUUUUCCUCUGCAGCCUCCUGGCCAACAGGCAGUCAGUCCGUGGUGAUGGUGGAGGAGUGGCGCCGGCCUGCGGGGCACCGAGGGAAGGACCCAGGCAUCAUCAGGUUUAUGUUCUCCUCUGUGCUGCAGAGAGCACUGGCCGCCCCCCUUGUCUGGAUCCUGCUGGCUCUCCUCAAUGGGAAGUGCUUCGUGUGUGCCUUCAGCAGCUCCAUGGACCCCGACAAGUUUCUAGAUUUUGCCAACAUGACCCCCAGCCAGGUGCAGCUCUUUCUGGCCAAGGUGCCCUGCAAGGAAGAUGAGCUGGUGAGGGACAGCCCAGCUCGGAAGGCAGUGUCUCGCUACCUGCAGUGCCUGUCACAGGCACUGGGCUGGUCCUUCGUGCUGCUGACCACACUGUUGGCAUUCGUCAUGUGCUCUGUGCGGCCCUGCUUCACUCAGGCCGCCUUCCUCAAAAGCAAGUACUGGUCCCACUACAUCGACAUUGAGCACAAGCUCUUCGAUGAGACAUGCACGGAGCACGCCAAGGCCUUUGCCAAGGUCUGUAUCCAGCAGUUCUUCGAGGCCAUGAUCCAUGACCUGGAGCUGGGUCACGGCCGUGGGGUGCUGGCUGCAGUCUCUGCUGGCUCAGCUGCCCCCACUGCCACAGACGGUGCCAACGAGGAGAGGGAGAAGCUGCACGGCAUCACCGAUCAAGGCACCAUGAACAGGCUGCUCCCGUGCUGGCACGAGGGCAAGCCGCCCCUGCGGCUGAGCCAGGAAGAGCCACUGGUGGGCGAUGGCUGGGCUGGGGGCGGGUCCCAGCCUUCACGCAAGGAGGUGGCCACCUACUUCAGCAAAGUGUGAGCCGCAGCCAGGUGAAGAGGCAGGAAUGGGGGUCUGAGGC